Molecule: messenger RNA, 2292 nt
Organism: Ostrinia nubilalis (European corn borer)
Lineage: Eukaryota; Metazoa; Arthropoda; Insecta; Lepidoptera; Crambidae
Gene: msR
Product: G-protein coupled receptor dmsr-1-like
Exons: 4
Coding region: 340-1482 (380 amino acids)
Biological process (GO): G protein-coupled receptor signaling pathway
Cellular component (GO): plasma membrane
Molecular function (GO): G protein-coupled peptide receptor activity
Source: RefSeq, a predicted model, not a curated record
CUCCGCGCCACAUGCCGCUCGGCGCUGCCGCGAACUUAUACCGCUCUCGUAAUAUCUAAACGAUAUCCCCCACAAAAGUACAAUGACUUAUCAUCACGCUCCAAACUUCAUCCCGGCCACCUCCACGGGAUUCCAAACGAAGUUUCCCAAUAAACAUAGAUAGGAAAUGAACUUUUGUACUUAGUUUGUAAUGUUUCAGUGAUUGUAGUGAUAAAGACCCACUUAAGUGAAGUUACAAUAGCAUUUGAAGAAUCUCAUUUCAUUGUUGUUGAGAAUGGGCAAUAAAUUGGACUGUCACCUGAACUGACGUGGACGAGCGCCAAGGGCGCGAAGUGGAAAAUGUCGGGCAACGGGAGCGACCUCUCCGGCCUCGACGUGGCGUACUGCGUGCCGGGCGGCCAGGUGUUCCAGAGCAUGUACACGCAGGUGCACGGCUACAUCGCGCUCGUCAUCUGCCUCCUGGGCUCCGCCGCCAACUCCGUCAACAUCGCCGUCCUCAGCCGCAAGGAAAUGGCCUCCUCCACCAACACAAUCCUCACAGGACUCGCUGUCGCAGACCUCCUAGUCAUGCUUGACUACAUACCAUUCGCACUUCACCUCUACACGGGAAUCAGCUCAGAAUACAACAAAAACUCAUACGGAUGGGCCGUCUUCGUCUACUUCCAUUCCAUAUUCAGCCAAACCUUCCACACUAUUUCCAUCUGGCUGACCAUCACUCUCGCCAUUUGGAGGUACAUCGCGAUAAAAUUCCCCCAAAAGAACAGGACGUUGUGCAAUCAAAAGAACACUAACAUAGCAAUAGGUGUGGCUUAUGCCGUGUGUCCAAUACUGUGUCUUCCCAUUUACUUUGCUAUGAACAUCCAAGAGUUGAAAUUGAAUGCGAAUGUGAAUGAAACUAUGAGUGAUUUAGAUGUAGUGAACUCUACCUCGAGUGGAGACAGUGAGCGUGCAUACGCUAUACAAAUGACUGAUAACAAACAUUUGUUGACUGCUAUAUUCUGGAUUUACAGUGUAUUUAUUAAACUUAUACCGUGUGUAGUGUUAUCAAUUUUAAGUGUGUUAUUGAUAUUGAAAAUGAAGUCAAGUGAUAGAAGAAGACAAAAGCUUCUAAAGAAAUCAGCCAUCACAACCAAUGAGGGAGAGAAAACCCGGUUGAACGAGGACGGUGGCAAGCGAGGCGGCGGCGGGCGCACUGACCGGACCACGCGGAUGCUGGUGGCUCUAUUAGGGCUGUUCCUUGCUACGGAACUGCCUCAGGCCCUCUUCGGGUUGCUCACAGCUAUCGCACCUCACUUGUUCCAGAUCUGUUACUAUGCUUUUGGCGAGGUGAUGGACCUGAUGGCGCUAGUGGGCUCGGCGGUGAACUUCGUCCUGUACUGCAGCAUGAGCAGGCAGUUCCGGCAGACCUUCACGCGGCUGGCAAGGAAGGUGCUCCCCUUGCCGAGGGCCAACGGAGACCCCCUCGUACCACUGAAGGCGUAGCGAUCGCAACUAGCGACCACUUCGGUUGCUCACCUCUAGGCGUGAAGUGGCUUGACUAUCGAAUUUGGACAGUAGCCAUAAUCUAGUGUUCAUAGUUGUUUGUGAUAGAACUGACAUGGACAGUGAUAAUGUGUUAGAAUAAUUUGUUUACUAACUGCUGUGAUUCGUUGAUGAGCCAAACAACCACAGCAGUUACAUAUUUGAUGUCACAGUAGGAUUAUCUUGUAUAGUAUCCGAAAACCGGGCAAGAGCGUUUAUCAUAAUAUGUAUGUCAUACAUCGAUGGAAUAUCCUUUCAGUAAUGAGAUAAGAUUAAACGGGAAUAUGGAAAGCUGUUUUCUCUUCUGAGCUAUAUUUUUGAAUCAUAUCCGCUGGCGAGAGGUUCGCGGCUGCUUGGAAGCUUAGUCACGUGGCAAGAUAAAUUUCGGGAUGCUCGGCUAACAGACUUUACGAAUUUGCACUCGAACUUUGCGUUUUGAUAACCCAGUUGGGUUUGGGUAAACACUUUAUUGUAAAAGUACUCAUAAUUCUCGGAAGCUGAAAUACUGUGAAAGUUUGCCUUGAAUUAUGUUUAUUUUGCGUACAAACUAAAAGUAAAAUAAUAAAGUACAACUGCGGCAGCUUUGGUUUCUACGAAAUAAGGUACAUUUAGGACAACUUAAUUUCUUAGGUAGAUUUAUAAAAUGGGUGCUUUUAAUGAAAAGUACUUGAAUGGGCGAAAUUGGUUGAAAUUUAGGGUAAUUAAGUUGAACAAAGCGAAACAAUUGCCUCUCUUCAUUAAUAAGUGAGAACAGUAUACAUAUAACUUAAA